AUGUGGUCCUCCACGCACACAGACCACGGACAGAACCAGGAUAUCAACCUGUUCGUCCAUGGUACACUUAGCCUCUGGGGGGUUGUCUUAGUCUUCCACGCCGGCGCACCUACUCUCAAGGAUACUGACAUUCUGGAAUUAGUGGGAAUUGCGAAUAACACGACACUGCAUGUCCGAGCAUGUGUACUGGGUGGUAUGCCCAUAGAGCAACACCGAGGGAAUGCUGCACAAGGAAGGAAUGCACGCACCUCGUUCAAUAAGCAGAUGGGUGAAUUCUCUUCCAACUAUUCUGAGACUCGCUAUCUCGAUCAGCACGAAGGAACAAAUGCACACAAUAAACACCUGCAGUUCUGGCGUGUUGACUCCGAUCUGUCCAACAGCAACACAGAUGAACCCCGGCGGUGUUUGCAAGAGGGCGAGUACCUCCGCGGGAACUUGGGCCGAAUCCUCGCGAAUUUAGGGGGUCGGAAGUCAUCACCGGACAUCUUGCAAAACAUUCCAUCAGAUUUCAAUAACCGGCCAAUCGAGAUGGAUUGGAGCAGAGCCAAUCUCAGUGACUACCACCAGGAUUCCUUCCAGGCUUCAAAUGCCAUUAACACGCUUGCGGCUGACCUUCAGCAGUAUAUACUCCAUAGUGAAGCUGUUGACGCGGAUUCAGACAAUGAGGAAGCUGAGCUUGAUGAGGCUGCACUUGAAGAACACACUUGUGUUGAUCAAACCGAUGAGGAUCCAAAUGCCAUCUUCGACUGUCUACAGCAACUAUGUGGCAUCCAGAGCCUGCGCUACCAAGGAGCGUUAGGGAAUCUUUUCUAUGUCAAUGACUUUGCUGCAAUUGUAGCCCAGGAGAUGGCAAACCCUUGUGUGCGCCUGCACCUCCAUUUCUUGCCAGAGGAUGCUGGUUCAAGGCUCGCCGAAGCAUGGCAAGGCCACCAAUGGCUCCAUGAGCUUGACUCUGAGCUUACAACGCCAAUGGUCCGAUUGGAGGGGCAGGACUACUAUAUAUUUGAGCCUGCACUGCUACGAGACAGUCAAGCGUGUGUACCAUACCGAUGGUUCAUUCACGAGGAUCAUAUAUGGGCACGCACGUGGACUAUGACAACGACAGGGACCAGUUCUGGUCACCAGCAAUGGGUCGUACUUGAGCACUUGGAAGUUGAGAUCCCAAUCACCUCCUUCAGUAUGGCAUUCCCUCAUUUCCAGCGGUCAUUCUUGCGACUGAAAGUUCCGAGUCCUCAGAGUAUACUUGGUAUAGUGAUGCUCUCUUCCAUAGGGGUCAAUGCACUGAUUCGCUUAACAAUGACCAGGGAUUGCCAGAAAAGCGGCAUAUGGGCAUGGGAUUGCAUUCUCCAGGAGGCUGUGCUAGUGAUCCCCUCAGUCUUGGCUAUGCUCGGGGAUAAUCCCAUGCAAAGUGAGAUGGCAUGUCACAUCGGCCUCCAGGGCAAGAGGUUCUGCCAUGCUUGUUGGGUUGCUAGAGAUGAACAUGAUGACAUUGACGAGGAUCAGGAACUUGAAGGCCAAUGGCAAGCAAAUAGCAAUGCUUCUUCAGUCGAGUCUGGUCCUCACACUGGAGCUGAGGCAAGUGUCUCCCAACCACCCAAACAAAAGCGGGCUCGCAAAAACAAGGAGUCCAUGCCAGACAUGAUCUCUCAUAUCACGCACUUCAUGAAUGACAUGGAGCAUUGUUUAUCACCAGUGUGGCGCAUCAAAGACUUGAAUCCCUACGCCAAUACCCCCGUUGAAAUCCUGCAUGUUAUCCUGAUUGGUUUUGUUAAGUACUUUUGGCUUGAUGCGGUCGCUCGGAUAGCUGCAGACAAGAAACCAAUAUUGAUGGCCCGGCUGUCUAGUUUUGACACAUCAGGCCUCAACAUUCCGCCUCUCGCAGGCUACACCUUGGUCAAGUAUGCUGGAUCUUUGACUGGCCAAGACUUCCGUGCCAUCGCACAGGCGGCACCUUUUGUGCUUCACAACUUGGGCCUCACUGACGAUCAGCUGCAUGCCUGGGUUGCUUUGAGUGCACUCAUAUCACUGGUGUGGCAGCCCAACAUUCUAGAUAUCAACCAUUACCUAUUUGGGCCCCCUAUGCUCUUUGCAACAGAAGGAUUUGAAUCGUUUAAUGCGAUCAUCCGAGCGCACAGCAUCCACAGCAACUGUUAUGCUCCAUCCCGAGACAUUGCCAAAUUGAUGUUGCCUUGGCUGGCAACACAGCAACCUUCCAAGAGGACCCAUUGGAUUACCAUUGGUCCACAGCCCAGAGAACUUGUGGAUGUCAAUGAUUUUGGGUUGGUUCAAAAGGCCGGCAAGCCACUUGUGUGGAUGCAAACAGUCACAUCAGAACUAGGGCUUGCCAUACCCCCAGGUAUAUCAUCCACGGGUGUGCGGAGCCCAAUGCGUGUCAUGGCAGCAAAUGGUGAUUGGUGUGACCGGAAUGCAUGGGUUCUUAUAUCGCCUGAGAGUGGAGUAGAUGCAAGGCCCCAGUUAGGACUUGUGAAAGAGGUAUUACAGGGUGUUGCUUCUGGUGCAGAGAGCCGAGGCAUGGCCAACUGGAUUGUCAUCCAACGGGCAACAGUUGGCACACCCCAUGACUUGUACCACAUGCCACAAGUCUCACUCCUUGCCAAUUACACAGUCGUGUGCGCAGAGGCCAUUCAAGGGACGGUCAAUGUACUGCACAACUGUCGUGAUAUGUCGUGCACAGUUAUAAAAACUCGACCUGUAUAUCAAGAACGCAAACAAUCCAAACAGCAUACUGACGAGGUUAUUCACUCCUUGCAAGGGUGCUACAUAUUGAAUACCUGUCAGAUGCGUAACCAAUCUUUACUCAAAACCUUCUGCCCUCCGACAAAGAUAUUGGAUCAUGCCCAGGUGGUCUUCAUGGCUGUGAGAAAGGAGAUAGACAUGAUCAAGGCUCAUGCCAACAUCUGGAAAAACACCCCCUUGUAUUAG
This is a messenger RNA of Heterobasidion irregulare TC 32-1, 2943 nucleotides long. RefSeq lists its product as uncharacterized. The transcript has 14 exons. Lineage: Eukaryota; Fungi; Basidiomycota; Agaricomycetes; Russulales; Bondarzewiaceae. The coding region runs from base 1 to 2943 and encodes 980 amino acids. The record is from RefSeq and is a predicted model, not a curated record.